CUCUCCUUUUGGUUCUCUCUCCGAGGUCGUAGUCAACCUACGCAGUUGAGAGGAGCUAACAAGUUCUGUUUUCGUUUGAUUCAUCAGCUAGCGCUGCUGGCAGUGGUAGGAGGAGGAUGGGGUGGUCAUGGAAGUGGUGGUUGUGCCUGGGUGUGAUAGGAGCGUCCGUGUUCAUCGCGCUGGAAGCUGCGUUGGAGUUCUUGUGGUGGAGGCCGAAGAGGCUGGAGAAGCACUUCGCAAGGCAAGGCAUAAGAGGACCCCCAUACCGCUUCUUCAUUGGCAGCGUCAAGGAGAUGGUUGGCAUGAUGCUGGAAGCCUCCUCCGAGCCAAUGACGCCUCAAACCUCUCACAACAUCCUCCCCAGAGUCCUUCCCUUCUAUCACUACUGGAAGAAGAUCUAUGGCUCCACGUUUCUGCUAUGGUUCGGGCCUACGGCGCGCCUCACCGUGGCCGACCCCGACCUCAUCAGAGAGAUCUUCCUGUCGCGGCCGGACGUCUUCGAGCGGUACGAGUCCCACCCGCUGGUUCGGCAGCUCGAGGGCGAGGGGCUGGUGAGCCUCAGAGGGGAGAAAUGGGCUCAUCACAGGAAGGUCCUCACCCCGACCUUCCACAUGGAGAACCUCAAAUUGCUGAUGCCUUUCAUCGCGAAGACGGUGCUGCGCAUGGUGGAGAAUCUGGCGGCCUCCGGCGAGGAGGUGGAGAUAGAUGUGUCCGAGUGGUUCCAGACCGUGACCGAGGAUGCCAUCACCCGGACGGCGUUCGGCAGCAGGUGCUACGAGGAGGGCAAGGCUAUCUUUCAUUUGCAGACACAGCAGAUGGUGUUCGCGGCCGAGGCGUUCCGCAAGGUCUUCAUCCCUGGCUACAGAUUCUUACCGACGAAAAGGAAUACCAACUCGUGGAGGCUGGAGAAGGAGAUCAGAAGAAGUUUGAUCAGGCUGAUCGGCCGGCGAAAGGAGCGGGCUGACGAGGAGAAGCCCGACGGCGGCAAUCCGAAGGAUCUGUUGGACGUCAUGAUCAAUGCGGGCACCAUGGCUGCCCCGCGAACGUCGACGAUCACCGUACGGGACAUCGUGGAGGAGUGCAAGACGUUCUUCUUCGCGGGGAAGCAGACCACCUCCAACCUGCUGACGUGGGCGACGGUGCUCCUGGCCAUGCACCCCGAGUGGCAGGGGCGCGCGAGGGACGAGGUCCUCCGCGUGUGCGGUGCAGGUGACGUCCCCUCCCGCGACCACCUCCUCAAGCUCAAGACGAUGGGAAUGAUACUGAACGAGACGCUUCGGCUGUACCCGCCGGCGGUGGCCACGAUACGGCAGGCGAAGGCGGACGCGGAGCUGGGCGGCCGCAGCAUCCCCCGCGGCACCGAGCUGCUGAUCCCCAUCAUCGCCGUCCACCACGACCCCGGUCUGUGGGGCCCGGACGUGGCCCAGUUCAACCCCGCGCGGUUCGCGGACGGGGCGAGCCGGGCGGCGCGGCACCCGGCGGCUUUUCUCCCCUUCGGCCUGGGCGCCCGGACGUGCAUCGGCCAGAACCUUGCCCUCCUCGAGGCCAAGCUCACUCUAGCCGUCAUCCUCCAGCGCUUCGCCUUCCGCGUCGCCCCCUCGUACGUCCACGCGCCUACGGCCCUGAUGCUCCUCCACCCGCAGCAAGGCGCGCCCAUCGUCUUCCGGUCUUUAGCUCGACCAUCCGAUCCUUGGACGUCGACGGCAGCCCAAAACGACGGCUGCUAUUUUCACUGUGACUAAACUGCCUUGUAAGCUUUGUUGUGCCUAAUGUAAGGUGUCCGUUAAUGAUGCGAAACAUGCCUUCUUUCUUA
Musa acuminata subsp. malaccensis (wild Malaysian banana) is the source of this 1813-nucleotide messenger RNA. Its product is annotated as cytochrome P450 734A6. The record is from RefSeq and is a predicted model, not a curated record. Gene Ontology annotation, biological process: brassinosteroid metabolic process; brassinosteroid homeostasis. Gene Ontology annotation, molecular function: heme binding; iron ion binding; monooxygenase activity. Lineage: Eukaryota; Viridiplantae; Streptophyta; Magnoliopsida; Zingiberales; Musaceae.